Molecule: messenger RNA, 3888 nt
Organism: Sabethes cyaneus
Lineage: Eukaryota; Metazoa; Arthropoda; Insecta; Diptera; Culicidae
Product: myb-like protein P
Exons: 4
Coding region: 1-3888 (1295 amino acids)
Source: RefSeq, a predicted model, not a curated record
AUGAAGUGCACCUCGUGCGUUAGUAGCCGGCCGAAAAGUGACGACGAAGAAGCUAGUCCUCCUCCGCCGACCAUGGAUAAAAGUCGAGCCGACGAAGAGUAUCGGGUGGACUCGCCACCCCCAAUUCCGGAACGGCCCUCACGCAUUCAACCAACAUUGGUAACAAUCGUCGAAGUCCCACCGGAUUCCGAAGGUGAAAGCAGUCGAACUUUGGACACGGAAAAUCAACCCAUUUCCGGUCCUAGCAGCAGUACGCAGCAUCUCCUUCGUCCCUUGGAUAUCAUCACCGAAGAAACCAGCGACGUGAGUGAUUCGGAAAACCGACCUCCCCCACCCAAACCGGAUCUGUGCUUCCCUCGGCCAAAAGCUCGCUUCAACAAAGCCAAAUCGAGAAACUUUCUCAAAAGCCUCCUUCAAGGCAAACAGGAACCGACGACCUGCGUCCUGGUGGACGCCAAAAUCGCCGAAGCCUGCCCGGAAGAGUAUCGCAGCGUCUGUACCACCGAAGUCGUCCCGGAGGAAAUUCUCGAAGUGGAAAUCAUCGAUCUCGGUUCGAACUCGAGCAGCCUGGCCGAUCUGACGGCAAACGACGUGGAUGACCUUGAUCAGCCGUGCAAAGAUGCCGCAGAGCGUGACAGCAGCGACGGCGACGGCGGUCGUGACGACGACGAUAAGAUAAACAACAACAGCAACGCUGACCGACAACAGCAAGAGCACGGGCGCAGUGACGUGCAUGACGCCGAUAAAAACAGCACACCGCUGCCGCUGCCGCAGGAUGAUAAUGGCAAUGAUACUGCAUCGAUCGUCUCCCAAGGCGAGAAAUCCCCUUCGGGGAUGGCGCCACCAAAUUUCCCCCUUCAAAAAGAAAGCGAAGAAGCACUCAGCGAAGAGGAUAACAACGGCUACGUGAGUGAAACAAGCAAAUGUUCCACGCAGCCGCCGUCGGCGGCAAACGCAUCGGCUACGCAAAACACUGAUGAUGAUGAUGCGGAUGAUGAUGAUGACUGUGGAAAUCAUGAAGAUGCUGAUGACGAUGACGAUCUGGUCGGCGAGAAUGCCGAGAACGAUCGCACGGAGUCGGAUCGUGACGAUGCCGAUGAUGCUGGCCGGAACAGUCUACUCGCGGGUGUCGAUCGUGUUCGUGGCAUCGAGACGCCGUCGCCGCCGCCGAAGCAGAAUGUCACCGAGGUGAAAGGUUAUUCCGACGUCGACGACACGAGUACGAGUUCAAUCGAGUGUUGUGUGACUCAUCCCGACCGACAAAGCGGCAAGGUCCAACAAUCCGUGGUGUCCGACAAUAUGGUGGAACAAGAAAUCGAAGAAGUAUCGCGGCGACCUUCGGCACCGAUUCCGUUGCCACCGCCACCUGCUGCUGCUGCUGCUGGUGCUAUGCGAACAGCUCAGCCGCCGCCGGUCCCGGUCCAAUCGCAAACUGCAGUGACUAAUCUAGGUCGGGAAGUGCACGAAGGCCUACCGCCGCCGUCGCGUGAAAAUGCUCAAAUUUAUAGUGGCAGUGAUACUGGUGAAGCUGAUCCUGCAAAUGCUGAUCAGAAUAGUGCGGAAGAUAGUGUCGAUGCAAUAGUGACUGCGAAUGAAUCAAGUGUUCUUUUGAAAAUUUUGAAAGAUCAGCCGCCACCGUCUGCUGCGGAGGCCAGUGUGGAAAAUCGUCCCACUUUCAGCGAGCAAAAGCUGCCAGCAGCAGCGGCCGAAAUUCACAGUCACAGUAGUGCGGUGGGGACCAAAAUAGAACGCGCGGUAAAAAGUGAACAGUUGAAUUAUGAAAUCGUUCAAGAUCAUCGCGUGCUGAGGGAAGAGACCAUUCGUACCACCACCAGUAGCAGCAGCAACAGCGGCGCCGGAGGCGCAAGCGAGGUGGUUUUACGACGUAGGGAAAACCGUACGAACGAAUCCACGGCCGGUAAAGAACCGUCACCGGAACAGAAGGCGGCACUGGUGCAUGACCUGCGUAACGAAAUCAGCCGCAUUAAGGACGCCGAGCUGCAGGAAGAAUUUCGCAAACUCGAACUCGAGGCGGCCCGGAUCGAGCAGGAACUGAACAACAUGACCGUGAUUCCGCCAUCAACCGGACCGAACUCGGACAACCUCACCUAUUACGUUUCCAAACAGAACGACUUUGCCGUGGAGCGACCUGCUCCGGCUCGACCAAAACCACCUGCCAUCAUCAACACGACCAACUCCUCCAACGACCAACUGUACAACGAGUGGCAGCAGCGCAUGGAAGAACGAGAAACCAGGCGCCUACAUAAAAUCAUCAAAAUAUCCAAAUCAAACGAAGAAACCAACAACGGUAAAGAGCCCAUUGCUCUUCCGCCACCGGUAGGUGGUGGCAGCGGCGGAGCCGCCCCCGACGAUCCCGAUCAGCUCGGUGAUGAAUUCAUCCGCAAAGUAAAGGAGCGCCGGCGAAAGUUCACGAUCCCCGGCGGAGCCGGGGACAGCGACUACGACAGCAGUGCCCCGAACAGCGUGCCGGGAACUCCGCUAGCCGGUCGGAAACCGAUUCCGAAACACAUCGAGGCGGAGUUUGCUGAAUUUGCGGAAAUUCGUCGUCGCCAGCAGCAAGAGGAGGAGCAACCGAAACCGCAGCAGCAGCAGCAACAACCAAAGGCCGUUGAGAGUCAUCAGCCACGGACGCGUCCGAACGUAAAUCAAGCGCAAUUUUCCCGCCCACAACAACAACAACAACAACAGUUUCAGCAGCAACAAUAUCAACCACCGCAGUUAGUGCGAGCGGAAAGUGCCACUGACCGUGCCACCAGCAGCGAUAACGGCGAAAAUGUCAAAGUGAGUGCACUGAUCGAAGUUCACCAGCAGAAGCAGCGGGAACUGUUGCGACAGGACAGUUACAAGGCGGCCGUCGGUCGCAGUGCAGCUAGUUCGGUGGAAAAUCUGUCCCCGGAAAUCGAAACAGACUCCGCUCCGGUUAGUGUCAGUGCGAAGUGUCAAGAGUUUGAACGUAGGCUUCAGCAUAGCGCUAGUAGCGAAGCAACGCGUAAACCUAUCAAAGCACCAUCCCCAGCAUCCAGCUUGACCGCUAUAAGUGUUGCCAGCAGUGCGUCCGCUGCUAACAACAGUGGAACCGCUUCCAUCAUUGCGCCGCCUCCUCCACCACCGUCGUCGUCAGCGUUGUCAUCGUCGAAAGCAGCCUCCACCACCAAUCGCAUCGGUAGCUAUUCUGAUCUUGAGUGUAGUGAUGAACGUGACCGUGAAACUGUCGUGAUGGUGACCCAUAACGCUGAUAACACUAGUAACACCAAUAACACCAUACUGCUGACCGAUAACAAUAACAGUCGGAGUAGCUUUUCCGAAGCUGGCCUGCUGCAUGAGAUUGAUCGGGCGCUAGUGCUUGCUAAAGAUUUCUUGUUUACCAGGGGCGUCUGGUCACCGCACAACCGCUCCACCGAAAUUCUCACCAAAGCAGAACUAGCCGAGCGAAGCAAAGAUAACAGCAGCCGCUCGGAACCGCUGCAACCCGUCUGGACUCCUCGCAGUGCCCCACCAUCUCCGGUCGGCGAACGGCGUGAAUUUCGUCCGAUUGGAUACGAAUCUCCCACUCCGCAGCGUAGAAACCUUUCGAGCGCCACUCCGACAUCCCGAGCCGAAACACCGCAGGUUUCACCGCCGUGGACCAACACCCCGGGCUACGAUAAACCCGUCGAAUUCACCAGCAAUCCUCCGGACGAUUCAUCACGAAGGCAACUUCAAAACUCCAACUCACUGCCCACUAUCGGAACGCGUGACGGUAGUAUCUUCGGCGCCCCAACGCACCACCACUCGGUUCGGUUCGCAGCCCCACCGGCCAGUCCCACCAUCAACACGCUGCUCAAGUCCAAAGAACCCAGAAAAAAAGCAACAACAUUCUAUGUGUGA